This is a messenger RNA of Prorocentrum cordatum, 1077 nucleotides long. Lineage: Eukaryota; Dinophyceae; Prorocentrales; Prorocentraceae. The record is from the annotation of a GenBank genome assembly.
AUGGCCGAGGAGGCAGGCGGGCGGCGUGCCGCGUGCCGCGGCGGGCAGCCCCACGCGCCGAGCGCGCCCGCGCGGAGGCGGCCCCGCGCGAGGCGCCAGCGGCAGCGCCUCCUCCGCCACGGCCUGCUGCCGGCGGCCGCCUGCUGCGCCUGCUGCGCGCUGCCCGCCGUGGGCCCGCCGGGCCAGGGGCCCGCGCUCCGGCAGGCGCGGGCGUUCGUGGCCUUCCGGGCGGCGCGGGCAGCUGGUCGACGGCCCGCGCAUCGGGCCAGAUCUGCUGGCGGCGGGGGCGGCGUCGGCGAGGACGAGGCGAAGAGGCGCGAGGCGCUCCGGCUCGGCGACAGCGGCCCGCCCACAGCGGAGGAGGAGGCAAAGGCGGGGCCGCUUGGUGCUCUCGGCGAAGAGGGGCUCUUCGACGGGGAGAAGGCCAGGGACCCAGAGGCCGCGGCCUGGCCGCGAGGGGUGCCCGCCAGCCCAGAGCAGAUCAUGGAUGCCAAGGGCCCGGGGGUCGCUCUGUUCUUGGCCUUCGUUGCCGCCUCCUGGCUGUACAUGGGCCAGUUCAUCGGAUUCCAGAAUGCGCUCGCGCUGCUCGUGGCGCUGGCGUCGGUUGAUAUUUGCACUGAACCUGCAGUUGGGGAAGUUGUGGGGCGAAGGGGCCGACCCCCUCGACCCGGGCGGGGGCGGGAUCAACCUGCAGGCCCUGGCCGUCUUCGCGUCCAUCAGCGCCCUGUGGCUGGGCUUCUACAAUUUCCUCUACGGCUACAUGCGCGACGCGCUCGUGGGUCCUUUGUUUGUUUGUUUGUUUGUGUCUUCUGCUCCUGUGGGCGUUUAGCCGGGAGAGCAAGAGAGAGAGAGAGAGAGAGAGAGAGCCGAGCAGGCCAGCGCGAGGGCCGAGCAGGCCAGCGCUCGCUACUCGCUCGGCUCGGGCUUGAUCCUGGCUUGGUGGACCAGUGGACGUCCAGGCCGCUGGGAGACAGACGAUUUGGUCGGAGGUUGUGGUCGGCGGCGAGCGGCGCUUGGCAGGCGGCUUUGCGGGCCCGCCUGGCCUCGCGCGCGGGCGCGCCUGAGGCGCCGAGCUGA